AUGUUCAGCAUGUAUCAUCUAUCACGACUAGUACCUGAGGAGCCGUGUUAUGACAAGCAGUUCAUUCGUACAACCAUUCAGCGCUUCAUCACCCUUCUGAUGAAGAUUGAAGCCAUAAUGGCCCGGCAAUGUUGCAGUGAACCCAGCGCAGCUUUGAAAAAAGUGCGGAAAACUAUCGACUUGCUGCGUGCCGUCGAUGUUUGUAUCAUGUCCAUGGAGGACUUUGCAUCUCCGGACAUGCAGGAGGUAUUACGAACCGGAUGGGCGCACAUCAAGGCCAGGAUCAGGACCGCAGGGCGCAGAAAGCCAAUGACCAUACCCCAGACAAAGAAUAGACUGACAUGUUGUUCCCACCAGUGUCCACUGACGGGAUCCCCUGCGCCCCCGGUUCAAUCAGUUGAAUAUACCUCUCUGUUCCAUGACAGUUCGACAGGAACGCCCCAAGGCACCUUCUGGUCGGGAUCAUCCUUGUCUCCGAUGCAACCACCCCCUAACCCUCCCCCAGUACAAGCGCUGACAAUUCCGUCUUACUCGCGCCCAGCUGCGCAUCCAGGGCUGAUCAUGACAGUGCCUACAUUGUCUCGCGGGUUCCCUUGUCGAACAGAAACACCAUUUCCCCCGCCUGCGAACCCCCCCUCUCUUAUCCCACUUGCUCUCCCGCCCCCUUUCAUCCCACUCGCUGCCCCUCCUAUGUCCGUCGAUGCGAGUUCAAGCAACCACAACCCAUAUCCUCUUCCUGCUGAUGUACCUCCAUACCCUCCACCAUUGUCUGACUUCUCGGACCCUGGAUGGCGCCCAAACCCAAGGCGCCCGCCCACUGGCGACCCUCGUUACCUCAUCGACUCAUCGCACACCGCCUCGUUAUCCUACCCGGACGGAUCCGCUCGCAUACCCCACCCUCCCAGCAGUUCAGUCCAUAGCAGGUCUAUGGCGCCUGCUAUACCACCGUCCUCGGGCACGCUGUUUUCCGGCAGCGUGGGCUGCAAGAACGCCGACGAAACACCUUUGGAAAUCUCUGAGCGCCUCAUAGAUACCCUUCUCAUCGCAGUGAAAGUCAUCACCGACUAUGGUCCGCGUUGA
Messenger RNA from Heterobasidion irregulare TC 32-1, 1080 nucleotides. RefSeq lists its product as uncharacterized. The coding region runs from base 1 to 1080 and encodes 359 amino acids. The record is from RefSeq and is a predicted model, not a curated record. The transcript has 3 exons. NCBI's taxonomy places the organism in Eukaryota, Fungi, Basidiomycota, Agaricomycetes, Russulales, Bondarzewiaceae.